Messenger RNA from Penicillium olsonii, 1692 nucleotides. Lineage: Eukaryota; Fungi; Ascomycota; Eurotiomycetes; Eurotiales; Aspergillaceae. The record is from the annotation of a GenBank genome assembly.
AUGUCGGCCUCACGGCAACAACCAGGCUUGGCUUGCGAGGAAUGUCGCAAGAAGAAGCUUCGAUGUGAUAGGCGACGCCCUCAGUGUAAUCAAUGCGAAGACUCGGGCACAGCGUGCUAUGUGAACCAAGUUCGCUCGCCACGGGGGCCCAAAAAAGGGCAUUUGAAAGCGCUGCGUAAUCGUAUUGCAACCCUUGAGAGUAUCAUCAACUGCGAUCAGUCGAAGCCCGAAGACACGAGCAAAGGCGAAGGAUGUGUCCAAAUAGAAGAGAUAUCACAUAUCCUGAGUCCAUCACAGGAAUAUCUCUUCAGCACUACGAUGUCAGAAGCAGCGGCCCUCUCAAGCUCCUACGAGGAAUCCUCCAUCACAAUGGAUUCCUUGCCUGAUCCAGAUGACCUAUCAGAUAUGAUCGAAGCAGAUCUCGACCAAUUAUACUUCGACAGAGUCCAUCCCAUCGCGCCCAUGCUUCACCAGGCUCGCUACUUCUACUGGUCACGCAGGUGCAACAAGCCUGACUCCCACGCCUGUCUCCAGCUAGCAAUGUGGGCAAUGGCAGCAGCAGCCUCGGCCCAUCUGCAACACAUGCGCGAAUCUCUCUACAGACGUGCACGGUCUAAACUUGAAGCUCUCGACAAUGACAUCGAGGCCGCAAGUGCGGCUACCCUUCAAGCUGCUCAGGCUUGGCUUCUGAUUACGCAUUAUGAGUUCCGGUAUAUGGGAUACCGGCGGGCGUGGCUGACUGCAGGACGAGCAUUUCGGAUUAUCCAAUUGGCCAAACUGCAUGAGAUUGAUCGGCUCAAUGAGGUUGGAGUGGCAAUUUCUCUUCCUGACAUUUGGGUUGAGGCGGAAGAGAAAAGACGCACCUAUUGGCUGGCGUACUGUCUGGAUCGAUUCCUCAAUAUCACAGAUGAGUGGCCCUUAAGUCUGCACGAGGAGGCACUCUGCACAUACCUUCCAGCCAGCGAGGGAGACUUCCAACACGGCAGACCAUCAGUGACCACGUUCCUGUAUGAUGCCAUCGAGGACUCGGGCAACAAAAUCCUGCCCACAUUCGCAGAAACCAUCGUCCUGACAACCCUGUGCUGGCACAGUGUCACCUUCCACCGCAUAACACCCGAUACCGACCCCUCCUCAACACUGUCAUCUAUUUUCUGGAAGCGGCACGCCCGUCUAUACCAAAUGGUCCAACAGCGAUUGAUGCUCCUAUCCCUACCCGCCUCCUCGCCCGAACUCCACGACCCAAUGCGCCUAUUCACAAACAUGCUCGCCAACUCCGCCGUCCUCUGGUUCUACAAUAUCAUGGAAGCACUGAAUGCAGAAAUCGACGACCAGAUGUUACUGGUGCCACUCUACUCCGCGUAUGAGGUAGUUUCCCUUGCGAAACCACUUGUACGAUCCAGCUUCUUCAAGGCACAUCCGUUCUCUCCAAUGCUGUUGUAUCUGUCUGCAAAGUUUCUCAAGUCUCAUCCCGAUAGUGCCUCAACGGAGGAUAAGCUGCAACGAGUAGAGGAACUCAAAAAGGCUUUGCGGGUUCUACAGGGGGGAAAUAACUUGGCUUUGAAUUAUUUGGACUUGUUGGAAUCGGAACAUUCGCACAAAUGGUGCAAUUUGUCGCCGCUUGGGGGUUCGGUCGUGUCUGAUGCUGAGCAGUCGGAGGCGUCUUUCUUUUUUGAUAUUAUGAAUCUCUUUUGA